Molecule: messenger RNA, 1929 nt
Organism: Aspergillus tanneri
Lineage: Eukaryota; Fungi; Ascomycota; Eurotiomycetes; Eurotiales; Aspergillaceae
Exons: 9
Coding region: 1-1929 (642 amino acids)
Source: RefSeq, a predicted model, not a curated record
AUGGCUUCGUUGUCUCUUCGCGUUGCCAUUGACUUCGGUACAGUAGCUUACCCGCUGCUACCGCAUGGUCCGCGACGUCUCCUAAAAUCUGAGUUCCACGGCUACCAAAAGACGAGUGAAGAGCUCUCAGCUACAUGCGCACGGCUGAGGAAUGGGUGGAUUUUUGGACCGCAUGCUGCCCACGGCGCCCAGGCCGGUAUAUUCUCCCACAUCAUGCUCGGCAUCUGUGGUCGAGGCCCAGAAUAUGCUAGACCCCUCCAGGGCGCCUUUAGUAGAGCAUCGAAUCUUUGGGGAGCAAACGACAAUCUGACCUCUUUACUGGCUGGUCUCUUCCAAUUCAUAUUGGCGACUUUGGAGAAGGAUGCCUCAAACUCUUUAGGCCAUGAAAUCGAGCUAGACGGAAGACGCUUUCAGGGUCUUAUCAAGCAAUGCUGGGUCACAUACCCUGCCCGACACAACAAGGGACUGAAACUUGCCCAGGUCGAGGCAUCCCUGAGCGCCAGAUUCACGGUUGUUGAUGGGCUCCCCGAGCCACUCACAACCGCCCAUCUUGUCAUUCUGAAUGGGACAGUUAAAGGGUGUCCGGCAAUCAUAGUGAUAGUCGACUGUGGUGGUGGGAGCUGCGAUCCAGUGACAGUCCAUGUCAACCGGGAGCAGCGCAUUUCUCAAGUCUGCCCAACGAACGGCAUUGGCAAGGGCGGGAAGGUAGUUAAUGAGAGCGGGGUGGUUUGGCUGAAAACACUUUCAGAACUCUCCCCUGAUUGGGAAGGCGUCUCAAAGGGUUUCGACGUUUGUAAGAAGGCAUUUAGUGGGAGGAACGACCUCGAACUAUGUCUCCAAGACCUUACGAUCCAUUUGGCCGCGGAUCGGAUGAAAUAUUUCUACCACAUUUUGGUAUCUUCUGUGAACCGCCUGGCCUUACAUCAAUGUCGUAGCGCGACAGAGGAAGAGUUUUUACCUGAUUACUUUCUGCUGUGUGGAGGACCAUCCCAGAAUCGAUGGUUUCGGCCAGAAGUGUUUGCACGGAUUCAGGAUCAAUUUGCAACCACAGCAUGUCACAUAGUCCAGGAGCCUAGUGCUAUUCCACUUGGAGCGUUGGCUUAUACAGAAAAUUCACUUAGUGCGAUCGGAAUUGCAGAAACUAAUUUAGGACUUCUAUACCUCGAAGACCAGACGCCCCAGGACCGAACUUUGAAGAGGCGGAUGACCCUCCCAGCCACCGCCCGGGUUAUUGAAAAGGGUGAAGUCGCUACGCAGCAGAAGUCCGUCUUGGGUGAGACACACGAGCUGCAGACAGCUCCUGUUGCGGCCGCGUGCCGGGGCGAUCCAUCAGAGAUCAGGGGGAAUGAAAGUCUGACCACUGAAGCGUACCAAGGCGAGGACCCCUAUAAAGAAGACCAUACUAUGCUGCCUCUUCCUGGGAGUCAUGAAAAAGCGAGGAAGCGUGUUCGCUUUCUGGAAACUGGGGGUGGUGAUCCGCAUCAGGAAAGGAAGAAACGCAGGCGACUACAAGCACGCCCGGUUGGUUUGCGUCAGAAGGCCGAAAAAGGGGCAGCUCAGGAGUUUGUUCAGCCCUAUCGAAGAACCGCGCGCCCGGCUCUGGUUCCGCAGUCUGGUCAAGACAGUAGGCAGUUGGUUAGCUCCCUGAACAACAAUGAGGACUUAGCCCAACAGCCCAACGAUGCGACCCGGCAGUUUUCUCAACGACUUGCGCCUUUUGCGGAACGUCCUCUCCAGGCGGAUCCCUGGAAGUUGACAGCCAUGCUGGUGCGGUUGGAAGCCGCAAGUGACGAAGAGUGCUGGCAGUUUCAAGAUUGUGGAGUGCCGGAGCUUUUGCAAAGGCUUCGCUUCAGGAUCCUUCCGGACGAUGAGGCUUAUUGUUUUACCUCGCGGCUUGACCAGCUUUUAAACCGAUUCAGCUCUGCCUAA